CUCAAGAUGAUGCUCGACAAGAAUGCUUUUGAGAAAGCAUUAAAUCAGGAUAAAGAACAAGUUGUGGACAGAGCUCCAGCUCAGCCACAGAAUAAUUUACAGUUUAAUGUUCAAGAAAACCCGACAAUUCAGAGCUCAGGGAAGAGUAAGAGAGAACAGUUGUGGGAGCAAAGAAAGAUGAAAAAGGCAAGCAAGAUUAGUCCUGCUUUUGCAGCUCCAGGUCCUGUUAUUAAUAGUACUCCACCAGAAAACAAUAAUCCAAACUUGAAUUUUCCAGGUCAAUCUGGUCCACCAUCAGGGCAGUUUCAAAGCUCAGAUAAUGUAAAUCCGGCUAGUUAUCCUUCGAAUCUCCAAGUAAUGGGAAAAGUUGAGGCGACUCCAUUACAACCAAUGGGGCCUUCAAGGCAUGACUUCAGUGGUGCACCAAGCAACAAAGCCCCUAUAAGCAUGCCUAGUGGACACCCAGCCCAAAAUGAGCCUGCUUACAUCCCUUCAGCUGCUUCUGGAACUCCAGAUGUAAACUAUGGAAUGCAGCCAGUCCCACAAAAUAACUUUGAAGAAGUUAGACCAAGAGUAAGCUCAAGAGGAGGCUCCAACAAAGACAAGGCCAAGAAGAGUGAAUACCUGAACGACUGGAAACGCGAAAUGGAAGAAAGAGAGCAAAAGAAAUAAGAGAGAAAAAGAAGAAGAAAGACGUAGAGAAAGAGAAGAAAUGCAAAAUUACAGCGAUCCAUUCGGCAGAGGAGGCGCAGGCGCCCCCAUUAAGAAUAAUAGAGGUCAGGUUAUUACUAAUAGAAGAGAAGCUGUGAAGGAAAGUGAGAACCAAGCUAGUGCUCCUAGCUAUGCUAAUCAAAAUAUGGGGUAUCAGCCAAGUCAGAUGAAUCCUUCAGAGGCUCAACCUCAGAUGUAUCAACCUUCUCAGCAAAAUGUGGGUUAUCAACCUCCAAUGCAGCAAAGAAUGCCUGAUCAGAAUAUGGUUCCAAAUUACCAAAACCCUUAUGUAGGGGCUGGAGGAAAUAUGAAUAAUUUUCAAGGAGGAAAUCCUUAUGAAAUGCAGCAACCUAUUGCUCCUCAACAAAAUAUGGGAUUCAACAACCAAAUGACAGUUAUGAACCAGGACAACCCUGGGCCAUCCAUGAACAAUAUGGGAGGGGUUGGAAUGGAGCCAGCAAAUGCUUACGGUAUGGGCGCUCAAAAUCAACCAAUGGGUGGAAGAAAUCUGCCUGACCCGAAUGGUGUUCUCCCCCAAGCUAAAGGAUUCAAUAACAUUUCAAUGGACGCGGGACCGCCUCAAGAUAAGGUUAUCCCAACAAUCAAUCGUAGUAGGAUCAGAACACCGGCUCGAGACGAAGGAGGGUCCGCGCUUGCAGUCGGCGGCAACGAGGAUCUCCUUAAAAACAACAAGAACAAGAUGAAGAACGAAUGGCAACAACAACUUCUCGACCAAAUGGAGGAAAAGAAGCGGAAGAAAGAGGAAGAAAAGCGGAGAAGAGAUCAAGAAGAAAUGGAAGAAGAAAGAAAACUCCAACGUGAAAGAGACGAGAUCGAGAGGCAGUACAAACUAGAACAAGACAAAGAAAAACAGAAAUUUAAAAAUAUGCAGAUGGAGAAUGAAGCUCUGAUCGAGGCUAAAAAGAAGAAACAAGAAGAUGCCAAAUAUAAGUCUGAUAAUAGAAGAUCUAGACCUCCAUCCCAGAAUAACAGGGGAGAGGUGUUUGGAAAUGGCGGUCAGGGAGGACCAACGCUAGUCCCAGUCCAACCAAUGCAGGCUAAUAUGCAAGCUCCUCAGCAACAACCUCAGCCCUUGUUGGGGAAGACCAAGAUUUUUAAUGAAAUUCAAGAGCAGAUCAAGAAGAACUUUGACGAAGAACUAGAUAAGCUCAGACUUGAAAUGAGCUCAAGAAACAAAUAAAAUGAGGAACCAAAUGGAGGAGCUGAAAGGUGAGACUGACAAAGCAGUAAGAGAAAGAAAUGAGGCCAAUGAAGAGCUUAAAAGAAUGAAGGAGUUCUUAGACAAGAAGAAAGCUGAGGAUAACCAUCAUAACAAGCUUGCCAAUGCUCUGAAUAGAUAUGCUCCUCCUGGCCAGAGUAAAGAAGAGUACACUCCAGAGCCAAGAGCAGCUAGCCGAGGAGGUGUCAAUAUGAAGAAUUAUGAAAAGAUGUUUUUCAAUGAAAAGAAAAGUAACAUUAAUUUAGCAGGAAAGUCUCUCAAAGGAGAGUCAGCAAUGGUACCAGUUGACCAUAAUGGAACUAUAACGAAUUAUUUUGGAAAAGAGGCAAUACAGAAACAAGAGGAGACUUUUAAAAUGAAUAAAGGAGGAAUUCCAGUCUAUGAAAGGAACCCAGAGAAGCUCAAAAAGCAUGCAAUAGAUAUGAACGAUAAUUCUUAUAAUCAUAAUACUGAAAUUCCUACUUUAGACCCUGGCAUAAAGAACCAAAUUAACAAAAAUAGGAUGAAGUAUCAGUUUAACCCAGCACCUGAAGAGAAGCAGACUAUAAAGGCUGAAGACACCCUUGAUUUUAUUAGCAAGAUCAAUGGAGUUGGGGGAGAUCCGAAAUCUUCUGGUCCUACUAAGUUCGGCAGGCAAGACUCUUUAUCCAAAAAGGCAAGUGAGCUCAAAAAUAAGAAGCUGACAGAUACGAGUUUCACUGCUAAUACGAAUAAUAUGGCUCUCGAUAUUGAUAACUUCCCUGCAUUGCCUGAAUACGAGGGAAUCCAAUCAGAAUUUCUUGAAAGUGCUGGAAAGGGCAAACUAAGGGACACCUCGUUCCAAAAGAAAGGGCCUGAAGCAUUGAAUACUUCAGCUAUUGAUCAUGAAUCUCCAUAUAAAGCUACAAAGAAUGGUGGUUUUGGAGUACGAGACUCUACGCAAUCUUUAGGCAAUGGUACUGUCAACACCCUGAAGACAAUUAAUACCAUAAAUCUUGACAAGAUCAAUAAUAGGAAUGAAAAUAGGUUGGCAGAUAUAGAAAAUAAGUAUAACUUCGGAGGGGCUGGAGAUGGCGGAGACGAUACCCUAUCUAAUUUACUUAAAAAACAUGACAAUGAUAUGAGUCACGAUGCCAUUAAACUUGACUCUCAUACUGAAUUCAGAAGUAAUAACGACCAUCUGGGUGCUAUUCGAGAAGAGAAAUGGGAAAGUACCCUAAAGAAAGAGUUAUAAGGACAUUCUAUCUACAGGUGAACGAGGGAUUUCUUAAUUCCAGCAAUGUGCUUAAUCUAAGAUGCAUAUGCAGCUCAGGAAUGGUUCUUUAGAUCUCCAAUGAUGAUACACACAUAAAACAUCAGCUUUGCGAAAUUGCAAAUAAUGUCUCAGAUAUGUCUCAUCUAUUGGAAUCCCACACUUAGGCACAAUAUUUACGUUCAAGAUUUAUACCCU
Molecule: messenger RNA, 3380 nt
Organism: Moneuplotes crassus
Lineage: Eukaryota; Ciliophora; Spirotrichea; Euplotida; Euplotidae
Source: the annotation of a GenBank genome assembly